UAGCGAAGCACAGUGUAGUCCGAUGGGAUAGGUAUAACAACACAACAUAACCGAAUCUCUGGUCUAGUGGCGUGUAAGAUCUCGACUCGACGGUAGAGAACGUGUCGAAUUAAAACGACACGGCGACGUCGCAAUGCUGAAUUAACCGCGUCCUAAAACACAACGUAAUUUCUCCUUUUCGCGAUCGUUGGACAAUUAACAAUCGAUUUCACCAAUUUUUACGUGCCUGUGAUGCGAAAAUUCGGUUCGACCAAAUUUUUAAUCUAACGACAGCAAAGAAUUAGGGACAGCACCGAUGCUGUACAUGUGCGACACGAGGAAACGAUUUGAUGCUUUGGGAAGGGAAGUCUGCUCUCGUAGGAGGGCACCGUGCCAGGAAGCCGAUAUUGCUAUGAACGAGACCCUAUGGUACACACCAAAUAAUUAGCAGGAAAAAUGUGGUGUCUAGUUUUCCUUUCAAUUAGCGCGGUGAUGGGCGGAGAAUUGGGACCAGAAUUCGAGUAUCCUGAAACACCGAAUAUAGAAUAUUCACCUUUACCAAAGGAAGAAGAAGCACCAUCGCCUCUUCCUGGAAUGCUCUAUCCACGAGAAAGUGAAUCGCGAGAAGUGAAAUCAUUGGAUGGUAUGUGGGAUUUUGUGAUUUCUCCAUCGGGAGAUACGCUUAAGGGUUAUAAAGAAGCAUGGUUUGCAGAUGAAUUAUCAAAGGUGGGAAAAGUGAUGCAAAUGCCCGUUCCCUCGUCGUAUAAUGACAUCACAACAUCCAGCGAAUUGAGGGAUCACUUAGGCGCUGUUUGGUAUCAACGAACCUUCUUCGUGCCUUCCUCUUGGCGAGAGCAAAGGGUCUUUGUCAGAUUUGGCUCCGUGCAUUAUCUCGCACAAGUGUGGAUAAACAAUGACUUUGUAACUAACCAUGAAAUCGGUCAUCUUCCAUUCGAAGCCGAGAUAUCUUCGUAUUUGAUUUACGGCGGUAAAAAUCGCAUAACAGUUGCAGUUGAUAAUACUUUGCUUCAAACAAGUGUCCCCCAAGGAAAAAUUGUCGAAACUGCUGUCGAUAAUGGAACUAUACACCAGCAAACUUACACUUUUGACUUUUUCAACUAUGCUGGCAUACACAGGCCCGUUUUGUUAUAUACGAAACCGCGCGUCUAUAUUGAAGAUAUAAGCGUAAGGACGGGACUAAUCGGUGAUGUCGGUAUCGUAAAGUAUAUAAUUGAGCCAGCAGGUUUGUACGAGCAUGAAAUCCCUAUCUGCAGAGUAAGCUUACUCGAUGCCAAGGAUAAUUUAGCCGUGCAAGAGCCUAUUUACGGAUUUUCCGGCACUCUGAAAGUACCAUUUCCUAAUCUUUGGUGGCCUAGGGGUAUGAGUUCUAAUCCUGGAUAUCUUUACACGUUAAAGGUUACAUUAUCGGUGGUAAAUGGCACCAAGAUGGACGUCUACAGACUUCCAAUUGGUAUCAGGACAUUGACAUGGACAAAUACGAGUUUGCUACUUAACGAUAAACCUGUGUACAUGCGAGGGUUCGGUAAACACGAGGACUCGAUAUUAAGAGGACGGGGUCUGGAUUUAGUCACCGUUGCCAGGGACCACGAGUUGCUUCAAUGGAUAGGUGCUAAUGCUUACAGAACUAGUCAUUAUCCUUACAGCGACGAAGUACUCGAUUUGGCGGAUCGGUUAGGUUUUCUCAUUAUCGACGAAUGUCCUUCGGUGGAUACCGAGAAUUUUUCACCGAUGCUUCUUUCCCGUCACAAAGAUUCAUUAUCGGAGCUUAUAAGGAGAGAUAAGAAUCGGCCUUCGGUAAUCAUGUGGUCAAUCGCUAAUGAACCGAGGACUCAACUUCCAGAAGCUGGCGAAUACUUUAAACAAGUUGCUCAUCAUACGAAAGCGCUCGAUCCUACCAGGCCAAUUACCAUUGCCAUGGCUCGAACUGUUCAGGAAGAUAAAGCUGGUGAAUAUCUUGAUGUAAUUAGUUUUAAUCGUUAUAACGCUUGGUACCAUAAUCCAGGCCGUCUCGAUUCAAUAACAAAUCGAGUUAUAGCCGAAGCUGAAGCAUGGCAUAGAAAAUAUAACAAACCUGUUCUUAUGACCGAGUAUGGAGCUGAUACUAUGCCUGGAUUACACGAAUUGCCUGAAUAUAUAUGGAGCGAAGAAUAUCAGAAAAAUGUAUUAUCUAGACAUUUUGUAGCAUUUGAUCAAUUGAGAAAUGAGGGAUUUUUUAUUGGUGAAUUUAUUUGGAAUUUUGCUGAUUUUCGAACAGCUCAAACAUAUAUCAGAGUAGGUGGUAAUAAAAAAGGUGUAUUCACAAGAGAUAGACAACCAAAAAUGGCGGCUUAUCAUCUUCGAAAAAGAUAUUAUUCUCUUCAAAAAGAAUUGGAUGGUACAGAAAUACCAACGGAUCUCGAAGAUUAUAUUUCUCUUCAUUAUUCUUUUCAUUCAAGAAAGCUAUAA
Molecule: messenger RNA, 2445 nt
Organism: Apis dorsata (giant honeybee)
Lineage: Eukaryota; Metazoa; Arthropoda; Insecta; Hymenoptera; Apidae
Product: beta-glucuronidase
Exons: 12
Coding region: 436-2445 (669 amino acids)
Biological process (GO): carbohydrate metabolic process; glucuronoside catabolic process
Molecular function (GO): beta-glucuronidase activity; carbohydrate binding
Source: RefSeq, a predicted model, not a curated record